Electrophorus electricus (electric eel) is the source of this 1707-nucleotide messenger RNA. RefSeq names its product retinol binding protein 1a, cellular (gene rbp5). The record is from RefSeq and is a predicted model, not a curated record. Gene Ontology annotation, molecular function: lipid binding. NCBI's taxonomy places the organism in Eukaryota, Metazoa, Chordata, Actinopteri, Gymnotiformes, Gymnotidae.
AAACAUCACGGCUCGAGGCCUCACUCGGAAGGAAACGGGGUACGUGACGGAUGCGUGAGAUUUAAGUGACCACGGGAACGCACGAGGUACAAAUGAAAGGACGAGGCUAUUCAGAGUUAGAAGCAGUGUUGGAGCAGGCGUGGAGGGGUUAAUGGGCUCGCGGCAUUCCCUCGUGUGAGCGGACAGGGAACUUUGAGCUUUGAGCACCAGAUCAAAGCGAAUCGAUUCACGGGACCCAGGCGGAGUUUUUCUGUCCACGCUGUUAUACCGUGUCCGUGUUACCCACGGUGGGUAAAGCUACGAGGAAAAAUCACGGAAAGGCAGGCCGCCAACAGGCUGGAAAUCUGUUCAUCGGAUUGCUGUGAGAACAUGGAUAAGCCAAACUACUCCGGGCUCUAUCACAUGGUGUCCCAGGAGAAUUUUGAGGCGUACCUUGCUGGUUUAGACAUUAACUUUGCUCUGAGGAAGGUUGUGAGCUUGCUGAAACCCAGCAAACUCAUUGAACAUGAGCUCAGCACAGGUCACAUGACCAUUAAGACCAUCACCACCUUCAAAAACUUUGAUAUGGACUUCAUACUGGGAAAGGAAUUUACUGAAGACCUAGGACCUGUUGAUGGGAGAAAGUGCCAGACGACAGUAGACUGGGAGGGUGAUAAGUUGGUGUGUGUGCAGCGAGGAGAGAAAGAGGGAAGAGGCUGGACUCACUGGCUGGAAGGAAACCUGCUCCACCUGGAGUUGCGGGUAGGUGAUGUGGUGGCCAAGCAGAUCUUUAAGAAAGCUGAGUGAGAGCCUGGGAAUGACAACAGAACUGUGUGGUGAGCGCUGGUCUGGAUUUGGGAAGAGACAUGAAAGUUGCAGUUCUGACACUAAACAGCAGAGGGCCGUGUUUAACCACAGACUCCAGCAGAAGAAAACAUCCCUUAGUAAAAAAAAAAAAAUCACUUUUACAACUGCCCCUUUCAGUCAAUGAGUAGUUGUGUGGAGAAUUAAAGGUUGUAAUUCAAAGUAAAAUGGACAAGGAGGGUGCUGCAUGCCUGCGCAUGUGUUUAAUGGUAAAACCAGCUGGCUGAUAUUCCAGCUGUGCUUUGCUUCUUUGGUUAAUAUGAAUUUUGGUUCUUGAAGCAGGCUGUGGGGUUUGGGGUUUGAGGCACUGUGUUAAUGAAAUAUGAGUAAUAGCAGUUUUGUCACAAUAUCCCACAUUUAGGCCUUUAGUUAGAAAAUAUGCAAGUGUCCAUUUGCAGAGGAUGCCUUGUGACUUAAGUAAUUUUUCUUUGCAUCUUGUCAUCUCACAUGAAGGGGUUUGAGUAAAUUAAGGAUUGUUUUUUGUUCUAAUUUUUGAUUUAAUCAAAUUAAUCUUUUUCUGAUGCCAUUAGAUACCACUAACAGUAGCUCUAACAAAAAGCACCUCAGAGCAAUGUAAGCUUUAUCCUUCAAACACAUUUUAUUUCAUUUGUUGAAAAUUCCUCUUUUUACCACCAGAGUGCAAAUUAUUCACUACUUACAGAUAUUAACUACUCAUAAAGGGCUGUAGACUUUGUUCAUGUAAAGAUCCUUUGAGACGAUGUAUGUUCUAAAAGUGCUAUAUAAAUGAAAGUGAACUGAAUUGUUCCCCUAUUCUCCUGUAUUUUUUUUUUUUUAUCAUUUACAUCUUGACUUGCUGUAACUGGUCGUAAACACCACCCCAAUUAAAGAGCUCAUCACUUCUCA